Molecule: messenger RNA, 1556 nt
Organism: Daphnia magna
Lineage: Eukaryota; Metazoa; Arthropoda; Branchiopoda; Diplostraca; Daphniidae
Source: RefSeq, a predicted model, not a curated record
AUGAUGAAGCAAGAACAAAUCUCCCCCGUGUUGACUGGGCUUCCCAUUCUGAAUGAUAGCAAUACAGGAAGAGGUCUGCGUGAAAAGAAGAAAAAGAAGUUAAGCUUGCCUGGUGAAACUACAACCGACAUGGAAAGUGAUGAGGAAGAGUCUGUUGGCCCAUCAUGUAGGAAGUUAGCAUCAACGAUGCAAAAGAAAACCUCUCCAAAAAGUUCUUUCAGAGGUGGAACUUCACUUCCUUUACCUCCAACAGGCCUCUUGAUUGCUAAGCGUUCCAAAAAUUUGUCUUCAACAGCUACACAAGGAAGCUGCUCCAAUGCUGCAGAAUUGUGGUCUAGUAAUCUGAUGGAUAUUUCAAGCAACACAAUUGGUCGGUUACAUACUGAAGCUUCGUCUUCUACUGUGGAUUUCUCUACUCAAGAAGUAUUUCAGCCAGGUAAUCGUACAGAAGCAUCAGGGUCUUAUAUGUAUUCAUCUACUCAGAAAACGAUUCAGCCAGGUGGGUAUGAAGAUUCCUAUGGAAUACAACAAAUGGAAACUUCCCAUCCAGUUUCACAUUACAAUACCGGGCAUUAUAACUGGGGAAUCCAGCCACAAUAUUGGCAAUACCAUUCUCAACUUAUGAACAUGAACAAAUCCUAUCAGCACUUACCAGCAGUAUCACCUGUUCCUGAAUUAGAAAACAGUCUAACCGGCCACACGUCAAUCAAUAGGCCAAUGCAAUCACAACUGCAGCUAUAUUCCGGAGGAAAUCCUCCGCCGAUUUAUCCUACACCGGCUCAAUCACCUGUCCCGCAGCCAAUGAAACCUAACAAAGAAAAAUUCAUUACUGCCUUAGCCAAAAUAAAUGAAAAGUUGGAGGUGAUGCAAAAAUCAUUGAAGCCUGUAAGUGACGACGAGGCCGGCGUCACAAUACCUGAUGGCAUCGCUUCUCUUCCUCUCAAGAGUAUUGCAGAAUUGGAAGCCUACGAAAUAUUGCUGAAGAACGAUGGAAACCUAAGAAAGCUGGUAUCACGGAAAAUUCGCCUUUUGGGAAAGAGGAACACUAAAAAUUCUGAAGCAGACUACGUUCAACGAGCAUGGAGGACUGUUUUUGCUGAUUCCCUCUCAAAGGAUGUUAACUGGCUGGGAAGGAGAGACAAAAGAGUCAAUAAUGGAAAUGAAAAAAAAGGACUGCACAAUUGUCGUAUCACGCCAGUUGUUAAAGAUGGAAUCCUCUCCAACAAAGUAUUUGUUGAUAUGGAAAACGAGAAAUUGAUCGAAGAAACUAAAGGUGCUCUUAAAAAUGCCAAAUCGCGUUUCGUUGCAGAUCAAUUGCGUGUACCGGCGGAUGAAGGCAGUGAUUCCAACUAAGAUUCUCUACUUUGAUCGUUUUCUCAAGUUAUCCUCCUUUGUUCUCGCUAUGGACCACCAAGAAAAUACCGCUGCCGAGGGUCUAGACCAAAAUGCCAAACAAGAAAUAAUUUAAAAAAUUAAAAUGUUGUAAAACUUGUGUUAACUUUGUGUUAAAUGAAUCCUAUUAUGGAUAGAAAACAAUAAAAGAAGUGUGUUUUCAA